Molecule: messenger RNA, 2784 nt
Organism: Thermochaetoides thermophila DSM 1495
Lineage: Eukaryota; Fungi; Ascomycota; Sordariomycetes; Sordariales; Chaetomiaceae
Exons: 1
Coding region: 1-2784 (927 amino acids)
Source: RefSeq, a predicted model, not a curated record
AUGGCUCCUGACCCAUCCCCUUCAUCCUACUUCAACCCUGCAUUCUCUUCCCAUAACGAUCGAGAGGCAGCCGAGACCUCUCCACUGCUAGAGGUUUUGCAUCAAUAUCAGUAUGCCACUCACCGACCCAGCAAGAUCCCAAUCCGCAAGGGCAGUAAUCCCCACCACAAACACAACGACUCUGGAGUUGCACUCAGUCCUCCAGAGCCUCUACCCUGCCGCCGACCUUCCAAGGUUUUACGCGGUGGCAUCUACAAUACCGUAAUCGGGUAUGGAAGUGCUACAGAUGAAAUCAUGAGACUUCAACAUGGCCGGUCAGCUUCCAUCACAGCACAUAUCAGCGGUCGCAUCGCUGACUUCCCACGCGGCAGUGGCGUCUACAAUACUGUGACCGGCCGUGGUAGCCUGAACGACACUUCCAGGAACCGUCAAUAUGCUUCCAACGCUGUGAAAAACGUUCAAGCUGAGACCAUCUCUAGAGCAGCAGAUGUCACACACCUUACCGAUUUCUCGGAAGAGAAGCAAAAGGGCAUAUCACUCGAUGAGCCCGAGUUUGCGCCCAGAUUUCCAUUUGAUACGGGUGCUCCGGAUGAUAGUUUCCUGUUCGAGGACCCUUCAGUAGACAGCAGCCGGGAUUUAUUUCCCAUACUUGCAUCUUUCCCAGCUGUACCGCGGCCACUGGGCGAACGAUCUCCUGGAAGUGUGGAAGCCCUAAGCAAAGGAACAGUGCCAAGUUCAUCCAUUCCGACAGAUGCCGAGGUUCAGGAUAACCCAGCGCCAAAAAGCGUAGUUGUCUCGAAGGAAACUUUCAAAAAUUUUAACCUUGAAGAGCACCCGGGCCCUCCCAGCCGGGAUGACACCACUAGAAGAUCUGUCGAUAUCAGUCCCAAAACUUACGCUCGCCAAUGGACAACGGAUCCCAAGGGCUUUGGAGAAUCUAGCUUAGUCAACCCCCCUCAGCCACCCAGUGAGCCGGUCACACCGGCUGAGCUCCGUAUGGCCCAGGAGUCUGAGGUUCCAAGAGCCGACAAGAAGCAGAAGCUGUUUGGUCUCUUUUAUUUCGGAAAGGAUCAGCCGAAGGACAGCAUGCCUGGUUUUGAGCGCAAGAGACGAACCAGCAGCAUCACGUCUAAGACUCGCAACAAACUUCGAAAGCGUAGUAUAAAGGACAGCAGAGCAGAACGCAAUAACUUACGGGCCCAGACAGCGCCCACAGCAGAUCCUAGGAGGAGUUUCUCAGAAGCCGUGGUGGCUGUCGGCGCGGGAGUUCUUGGUCUCUUACACCACGAACGCAAAGAAAACAGUGUCCAUGAAGGAGAGCUAACCGCUCUUCAACAAGCUCUACAUGGUUGGAGUCACGCAUCACCUGCUUCACCGACCUUGGAAAGGUCGGCCGACCACGCGAUGACUCCAACACUCACGAGGCAUCUCGGCGGGCAGGUUACUCACCCCGGAGGCUCUGGCUCAGCUGUGCUUGCGCCUGUGGAAUGGACAGGGACAUCGACGCCAUUCGAACAUCCCCGCGAGCCCCCUAUCCCUCCUCUCCCACCCCAAUUCUCUUACAAGCAGCCGUCUCAGCCGCCACCCAGGAUUCACCACACGGCCCCGGGCCCUAGCUCAUCGACCAUUCCCAACGAGCCCCCACAACUCCCUCACCCAGUAACAGUCCAGACCCAUCUUCACGACAUUCGCGACCAAUUUGACCUCCCUACCACCACAACUACCCCUUCCAUAUCCCCCAAAACCCUCCCUGUUCUUUCAACAAGCCAUGGCAUCGAUGAGACGGCCAGCAUCGACAGCUUAAUCGCCGAUCUAGACAACACCUUACAUCCACACGACCACCCUUCAAGCUGCCAACCUCAAUCUCAACAGGCCACAGGCACCGUCACAUGCCUGACUCCAAGUCCAGCGCCAGAAAUCCCGCCCAAAUCACCAUCCCGUCUCUCACAACAGCGCGCCCACCAACCCCAUCAACCCCAGCAGCAACAGCAACAUCUAGCUGCCCCAGCCCCUCUCCGACCAGCAGUUCAAACAUACGAGACCUUCGGAUGCAGUCCCAAUCUGGGCGACAGACAACACUUUAGCAGGGCCAGUGACAUUCCCAGCAUCGCAACGGACGCACAUCUGUCAUCCCGUCACGAACCAGCCAGGGGCGAGGAGGGAAUGAGCGAGCCAGAGGUGGAGGAUACAAUUGCCGAAGACGUACUUGAUAUCUUGAGCAACCCACGGGAAUCUGCCGUCUCUCCGUUGGGAUCACGGUCUGUGUCCGAGCAUGAAGGCCAUUAUCCCGAAGGGGGAGGAGAAGAAGAAGGGGAGCACCUCGCCGAGGUGAGGAGACGAACGGGGACGAGUCCGACCGUGCCGGCUAUUAUUCUGAGACCACCUGCUGGAGUGGGCAGUGCCGGUGAAGGGGGCUCGGCUGCGGCGAGUGUUGGGUCGGUUGGGACAGAUCAAGGAAGUAAAAUGUCCAAGGCUGAGAAGAGGUGCACUGUUUCGGCGUUGGUUCCGCCGCUGGAGCUAGGGCCUGGACCGGCCAAGACAAUGCCGGCUUUAUUGCCUUUCGAAGGGAUGGAAAAAGAGAUAUCGUAUGUGACCCGGGCUAGCUCUAUCCCGACAGUUCACAGCGGUCGUAUGCCGGUGGCUGAGGAGGCGCCACUACCGAUGCCGAGGGGAGAGGUUUCGAUGAAGGUCAUGCAUAGAUGCGUGUUUUGUGGGAGGGAGAAUGAUAUUAGUGCAUACUUCAGGGGUCUGGAGAUUAAGGUUGAGAAGCAAAAUGAGGACUAG